Molecule: messenger RNA, 177 nt
Organism: Protopolystoma xenopodis
Lineage: Eukaryota; Metazoa; Platyhelminthes; Monogenea; Polystomatidea; Polystomatidae
Source: the annotation of a GenBank genome assembly
AUGAUUCCCAUUAUAAGCCAGAGGACUUGCUACAUUCUCAAACGUUUCGCCGGUAUCGAAGUCGGCAUCAGCAGUGAGUGCUGCCAUAAAGGAUACGCCUGGAUCAAGGAUCUACCGAUAACUGGAGGAAAAGGGAUCGCGAUGAAGAAAGGGGGGGUAAGAGGUUUUUGGCAAUAA